Messenger RNA from Auanema sp. JU1783, 1287 nucleotides. The record is from the annotation of a GenBank genome assembly. Lineage: Eukaryota; Metazoa; Nematoda; Chromadorea; Rhabditida; Rhabditidae.
AUGGUUCAUCGGUAUUGGACUUUUGUAUUUUUUGUGAUUCUCAACGUCUUCUGUGUUAUUGGAGAGGAUUGCAAAGAUGCUGAUCCUAAGUGUAGUGAGUGGGCUGCCUCAGGUGAAUGUUCCGCCAAUGCUGUCUGGAUGAUGGCCAAUUGUAGAAAAUCGUGUCACUCAUGUCAAGGAGGAGAUCGGGCAUGGAAACUUCGUUCACACGUUCAACAAAAUUACCAAAAUAAAACAGACAUAAUGAGAGAAGUUCGAGUUGAAAGUGUUCGAAUCAACAAUGUCGAGAUUGAUGAGAAGAGACAGAAUGUUAGAGUUUAUGGCCGUUUCGUCUUGAGCUGGAACGAUUCUCAAAUUUCUUGGGACAAGAACGAGUGGGGAUUAAGUUGGUUAAACUUCUAUUGGAUUCAAAUUUGGACUCCAAUGGUUGUUCAACUCAAUGGUGGAGCUACAUCCAAUCCUGGAACAGUUACAAGCAAAGUUCUCGCAGCUAACUAUACAGGACAGAUCUAUUUGUGGGCUGAUUUCGCUUUCAGCACUCCAUUCCGCUUCCAAUACGAAGAUUAUCCCAAUGAUGAGCAGAAAGUCUGCUUCAAAUUUGACGAUAAACGUCUUCUGGCUGUUCAUUUCACUGUUUCUGAACAAGUUAAGAACAAGAAUCGCGAAAUGAUGACUGAUCCAUUUGUUUCUGGAUGGAAGAUCUCAGACUUCGAAGUCAAUGAAUCACCAUUCAGCAUUGAAGCUUUGUCAGAUCCAAAGAGAAAUCCAUUUGAUAUUCAAGCUGAUAACUGUGAGCUAUGCGUUACAUUGGAAAGAAAUGCUGUUUACUUUACUGCUGAAAUGCUUUUACCUGCAUUGGUUACAAGCAUAUUCACACUGUCAGCCGUGUUCUUCCAGUUGUCGAAGACACAGUCUGUCUUACUAGGUUUCUCAGUAGUUAGUCAACUCUUAUCGUUAGUUCUGAUGUCUCAAAGACUUCCAAGCUUCACAGCUCACACUCCAACAAUAGUUCAUUAUGCUGAAUUCAAUUUGAUCAUGACUGGAUUGCUCUUCCUUCUCUCCUUAGUUCUCGAGAGAUUAGCAACUACACCAGCCAAUAUUCCACCACCUCAUGUGGUAGAUAGAUUUGCGGGAUUAGUUGAUAACAUCCUACCAAUUCCAAGGAACACAAAACACGAAGAUGAAUCUUUAAAAUACGCUUCAAUCUCACAUGCUCUCAAUCAUGUACUGUUUGCUUUGGCUUCUGUUAUUUAUUUCUGUGUUGUUAUAUUCUCUUUUGUAUUUUAA